Molecule: messenger RNA, 2450 nt
Organism: Moneuplotes crassus
Lineage: Eukaryota; Ciliophora; Spirotrichea; Euplotida; Euplotidae
Source: the annotation of a GenBank genome assembly
GGUAAAUGACCCAUUGAGAGUAUAGUCAUGGACAAGCAAAAGGGAUUUGGAACAACCUUUAAUGACAAAGAAGCAAGCAUAUUCUCAGGAGAGGCAAAGGUCACGGGAGUUAAUAUCCCACCUAAAUACCUUAAUCUUGUCAAACCCAAUACAAAGAAAUCAAAAUCAAGGAAGCGAAACUUUAACUCUAAGACAACAACUAUAGUCAGAAAAGGCAGGAAUCUAUCAAAUUCAGUUAAAAAGAAGCAGAAUAGGAGCAUAAAGAGCUUCUUAAACUCGUUUCUAGCGGAUUCAGCACUCAAAAAUGAGUUAUCUCCUUUAAAAAAACAAAAUACUAGUGAACAGAUUGCGAAUAAGAAAUAGCAGCCAAGGGGUCUCUAUAGGGAGCGAUAGCAGGGUUUAUACUCCUGACGAGCUACAACAGAUGUACGAUGUCAGUCUAGUCAAGUAUAAACCGACUAAUAUAACCCCUAAUGUGGGUAAGAAUGGGAAGAAAGUGAAGAGAGGUGUCAAAACUUCAUACGGAAAUUAUACUAAAUUACGAUCCCAAACUUCCUUUAUUGCUAAUAACAAGCUCAAGCUGAGAAAAGGCCGUAAGAGUGUGGCUGGAAGUAAUAAACAGAGCUUCUACAUGAGCCCUAAGACAAUAGGGGGCUUUAAUAUGAUUAGUAAGAAAAGAAUCCGAAAACAGCCCCAUAAACUAAAAAUUUCCUCUAAUAAUAGUAAUAAAGCAUAUCGGAGAUUAAUAAAUAACAUGUCAAUGUUCUCACUUGAAUCUCUUAAUGGGGCGGUACAAGGAAAGACACUUAUGGGUCCAAAGCAAUUCCCUAAGAAGAUCGAGGGAGCAAAAAGGAGACGCAAAGGGAGUAACGCUAGCGGGUCUCGAAAUAAGUACAGAACAACCCAAUUUCAGUUGAAAAAAAGAAAUAGGUCCUCUUUGUCUCUGAUAGACAAUCGUAUUAUCGUCUCUCCUACUUCUUCAAGUAAUGGGAGAGAUAUCAUUGUGCCCAGAAUUGGUAGUCGGAAGGAAGAUAUUAAAAGCUUAACUAAGCUAGAUUCUUCUCAUGAUAAUCAGCUUAACAGUAAGAUUCAGUCAGCUCUCGGCUCGCCAAGCUGGGAUGUCAGAAAUUUUGGCAAACUUAGUAAUAAGAAGAAAUUCAAUGACUCAAUGGGCAAGUUAAGUGAAAGCUUUUCUGAAGAACUUAAGACACAGAUGAAUUCAGGAAAAUUAGAUAGCUCAAUGGUUCAUACCUUCAUGACAGAUUGAGAUAUUCUAGAGGAUGUUAUUACCAACCUACUCAAUGAUAUCGAAAAGGAUGAGAAACAACCUGAGAGCAAGAAGCAGAAGAAAUAGACUUGAAGUAAUCAGGUAUCUCUGUAAUGAAAUGAAUCAGAGAAGAGUCCAGAACUCUAUCUGCAAGCUCUUCGGAUAUAUUUCUCAGAUUUAUGAAUCCCAUAUUUCUACCCUAAGUGUAUCAAAAUUAUAUUACCUUGAAGCCCAAAACAAAAAGUUACAGCAGCUUCUGGAGCAAGAGAAGGAGGAUAAGAUUAAAAUCACAAAGAAUUUCACAUCUCAAUUGAGGGAAUUAAAUAAGAUGCAUAUUCAGAUCAUGGAACCUAAGGAAGGGAUCCUUGACUCGAUGAAUAUGGAUUCUGAGUACGAAGAAGAAGGCCCUUUUGUUAAGAACGGAAGUUAUACGGAUAAUGAAUAUCUUGGUCACUCACAUGGGCAAGAUACUAUAGGCUCGAUACACAAUAUUUUUGUAGACCCUACUUCUGAGGUAUUUCUGGAGGAGAGGAAGAGGGAGCUGGCGUUUAGAAAGCCCAGUUUUGUCCCUGAUCUUGAUUUUGAUCAGCUGAAUAGGCUAGAUUUAAAGAAAGCAGUGAGGUUAAAAGCUUUUGGAGUGAAUAAGAAGUUACUACAUCAGAGCAAAUCUCAGAAAAUUAACCAUGCUCAAAGUAAUAGAAUCCCUGGAGAGAGAAUAUCGUUCACUUUAGAAGGUUAUGAAAAUGACUCUGCCUCUGAAACUUGUGAAAAGGUUUCUAACUCAAUUGAGAUGGAGGAAAGGAAGAACCCAAAGUUCAAAUCUUCUAAGCUCCAUGCACAUUCACAUAUCAUGGUGAAGGAUGUACAUAAUGUAUCUUCAAAUCUAAACGAACACUCACAGCAUUUUAGUGGGAAUAUCAGUAAGAUUCAAAAUAGUUGAUUUGCUUCUUCAAGCGAAGCUACUAAAAAGGAAUUGGCCCUUCAAACUGUCUUUCACCAUUCCAGAGCUCAAAGUCAACAGUGAAGCACUUUAAAAAGUCUUCAAAUGCCGCUUUAUUUUAUAAGACCACCAAGUCCUAAGAUAAUUCACAAAUUCCUUAGAUGGAUCUUGAGAAUCUUGAGCGGCCAGAUUACCGUCAAGAAUUUGUGGACACUUGGCAAGAAUUUUAACUCAAUUUCUUAA